This is a messenger RNA of Chara braunii, 1225 nucleotides long. Lineage: Eukaryota; Viridiplantae; Streptophyta; Charophyceae; Charales; Characeae. The record is from the annotation of a GenBank genome assembly.
CCGGAUUGCAAUACAGCCCAAGGAUUAGCAUAAAACCGCUUUUCAGACCAGGUACAACCUGUACGAGUUUGUGGUGAUGCCUUUCGGCUUUGCAAUGCUCCUGGCACCUUUCAGCACUCUAUGAAUCGGAUCUUUCAUGACGACCGGGAUAAGUUUGUUAUUGUGUACCUCGAUGACAUACUUAUUUUUAGUAGGACUGUCGAGAAGCAUGUUGCACACUUAGACAAAGUCCUCAGUCUCCUUCCGCAGCACAAGUUCAAGAUCAAGGCGGAGAAAUGCGAGUUUGGCCGCACCCGGAUCUUGUACUUGGGUCAUGAGAUUUUCGCGGAGGGUUUGAAGCCCGAUGACGUGAAGGUGGCCAGCAUUCGUGACUGGCGGAAGCCUGAGUUUGUGCUUGCGGAUGAUGUCACUCGCUCUUUGGUGGAAGCCUAUUGCGAGGACCAGUCCAUGUCUGAGAUCAUACGCAGACUCGAGGCGAAGGACAAGGUGACUUCUCUCGAGUUUGAGUUGGUCAACGGCUUGCUGUUCCUUGGGAAGGCCGGGAAUAAACAUUUAUGUGUGCCUAAUAAAGAGUCUUUGCGUAGUUUAUUUUUAGGCGAGAGUCGCGAUGCCCCGGGACAUUUUGGUUUCAAGAAGACUGCAGCCAAUCUGUUGCAGCGGUUCUGGUGGCCCACGAUGAUGAGAGAUGCCAAACUGUAUGUCGAGACUUGUCAAGUUUGUCAACGUGACAAGCCCCGGACACAGGCUCCUCUUGGGCUGCUCAAGCCCCUUCCCAUUCCGAAAAGCCUGUCCAUGGACUUCAUGGAUACGCUAGUCACCAGCAAGAGUGGCAUGAGGUACAUCUACGUCAUCGUGGGUAGAUUUAGUAAGUAUGCUAGGUUAGUGGCCAUGCCGGAAACAGCAAAGACCGAGUACGUUAUCAAGCUAUUUAAGGAGAACUGGGUCAGAGACUUUGGCUUGCCGAAGUCUACAAUCAGUGACAGGGAUGUCCUAUUCACCAGUGAACUGGAAGUCCGCAGCUGCCGAACAAGGAAGGCAGCUGCAGAUGACAUCUGGAAACCAUCCAGAGGCAAAUGGACAGGCAGAGAAAAUGAACCGCGCUGUUCAACACUUGUUAAGGCACUACAUUAAGCCUAACCAAGUGGACAGGGAUGAGAAGCUUGCUCUCAUCACCAGCCUGACAACAACGCAGUUCAUAAUGCCACGGGAGUAAGUGCUAACAGCC